UCAAGAAGCCACUCCGCUAUUCUAGACAGCACAGGGCGCCCAGGCGCGCCUCUGAAGCGAAGCGCUACUUAGCGCUUCUCCGGUGGGCUCGCUGGACAUUAUGCGGCCAAGCAGCAGCCAAGCCCCAGUCCUCCUCCUCCUUCUCCCGCUCCUCCUGCGACCCGAGCAGCUCAGCUCUCGGCAGGCGGCAGCGUUGCUCAGCCAAGCGCACACGGGACCCUCGCGGCGAGACCUCAGCGACUCCUAAAGUCAAAAGUUGGCGGCAGACGCCGGGUUCCGCGCGCUCUCCGCGGCCACUGCCUCACGUAGCCGCUGCAGCAGCCAAGGCGGGCAGGAGGGAGGGAGGGGGAGUGGGGGCGGCGGGGGAGGGGUGGGAGCACCAUGCAGUUUGUAUCCUGGGCCACACUGCUAACGUUCCUGGUGAGGGACCUGGCCGAGAUGGGGAGCCCCAACGCCGCGGCCGCUGUGCGCAAGGACAGGCUGCAUCCGAGGCAAGCGAAACUGUUGGAGACCCUGAGCGAAUACGAAAUCGCGUCUCCCAUCCGAGUGAAUGCCCUCGGAGAACCCUUUCCCACGAACAUGCACUUCAAAAGGCGGCGAAGGAGCCUUAACUCUGCGUCUGUUCCCUGGCCUGCCUUCGCCUCCUCCUCUACCUCCUCUCGGGCGCAUUACCGCCUGUCCGCCUUUGGCCAGCAGUUUCUAUUUAAUCUCACCGCACAUGCCGGAUUUAUCGCUCCACUGUUCACUGUCACCCUCCUCGGGCCGCCCGGGGUGAACCAGACUCAGUUUUACACCGAAGACGAAACGGAACUCAAGCACUGUUUCUACAAAGGCCAUGUCAACACCAAGUCCGAGCACACGGCCGUCAUUAGUCUUUGCUCCGGAAUGCUGGGGACAUUCCGGUCCCACGAUGGGGAUUAUUUUAUUGAACCACUACUGUCCAUCAAUGAACAGGAGGAUGAAGAGGAACAAAACAAGCCUCACAUCGUUUAUAGGCGGAGCACUCCCCAGAGAGAGGCCACGUCUGGAAAGCAUGCAUGUGACACCCCAGAAUACAGUAGCAGUCACAGAAGAGGCAGGAGGAAAAUCAGAAGCAGAAAAUGGGGAGGAAAAACUAACCUGGCUGACGAUGUGGAUAUAUUGAGCAGCAGCUUGGCACCCAAAGCAUUUUCUGCCCACGAUAAUAGGACAGAAAGCAGCCAAGAAAAGAGAACCCACAGACGGACAAAGCGUUUCUUAUCCUACCCACGGUUUGUAGAAGUGAUGGUGGUGGCAGACAACAGAAUGGUUUUAUAUCAUGGAGCAAAUCUGCAACACUAUGUUUUAACCUUAAUGUCAAUUGUAGCCUCUAUCUAUAAAGACCCAAGUAUUGGAAAUUUAAUUAAUAUUGUUAUUGUGAACUUAGUUGUGAUUCAUAAUGAACAGGAAGGACCUUCUAUAUCUUUCAAUGCCCAGACAACACUAAAAAACUUUUGCCAGUGGCAGCAUUCAAAGAACUAUCCAGGUGGAAUCCAACAUGAUACUGCUGUCCUCAUCACGAGACAGGAUAUCUGCAGAGCGCAUGACAAAUGUGAUACCUUAGGUCUUGCUGAACUGGGAACCAUUUGCGAUCCCUAUAGAAGCUGUUCCAUUAGUGAAGACAGUGGAUUGAGUACAGCUUUUACAAUAGCCCAUGAGCUAGGCCACGUGUUCAACAUGCCUCAUGAUGACAACAAUAAAUGUAAAGAAGAAGGUAUAAAGAGCCCCCAGCAUGUCAUGGCACCAACCUUGAACUUCUACACCAAUCCUUGGAUGUGGUCAAAGUGUAGUCGGAAAUACAUCACGGAGUUUUUAGACACUGGUUAUGGUGAGUGUUUACUUAAUGAACCUGAAUCCAGACCUUACCCACUGCCUCCCCAGCUGCCAGGCCUCCUUUACAACGUGAAUAAGCAGUGUGAAUUGAUUUUUGGACCAGGUUCUCAGGUGUGCCCAUAUAUGAUGCAGUGUAGACGACUGUGGUGCAAUAAUGUGGAUGGAGCUCACAAAGGUUGCCGUACUCAGCAUACGCCCUGGGCCGACGGGACAGAGUGUGAGCCCGGAAAGCACUGCAAGUUUGGAUUUUGUGUUCCCAAAGAAAUGGAGGGCCCCGCGACUGAUGGAUCCUGGGGAAGCUGGAGUCACUUUGGAACCUGCUCCAGGACUUGUGGAGGGGGCAUCAAAACCGCCAUUCGGGAGUGCAACCGACCGGAGCCAAAAAAUGGUGGAAAAUACUGUGUUGGACGUAGAAUGAAAUUUAAGUCAUGCAACGCAGAACCAUGUCCCAAGCAGAAACAAGGCUUCCGGGAUGAGCAGUGUGCUCACUUUGAUGGGAAGCACUUUAACAUCAAUGGUCUGCUCCCCAAUGUGCGCUGGGUCCCUAAGUACAGUGGAAUUUUGAUGAAAGACAGGUGCAAACUGUUCUGCAGAGUGGCUGGCAACACUGCCUACUAUCAGCUCCGAGACAGAGUGGUAGAUGGAACUCCAUGUGGCCAGGACACGAAUGACAUCUGUGUCCAAGGUCUUUGCCGGCAAGCUGGAUGUGAUCAUGUUUUAAACUCAAAAGCCCGGAGAGAUAAAUGCGGGGUUUGUGGUGGCGAUAAUUCUUCAUGCAAAACAGUGGCAGGAACAUUUAAUACAGUACAUUAUGGUUACAAUAUUGUGGUCCGAAUUCCGGCUGGUGCUACAAACAUCGACGUGCGGCAGCACAGUUUCUCAGGGAAGUCGGAGGAUGACAACUACUUGGCUUUAGCAAGCAGUCAAGGUGAUUUCUUAAUAAAUGGAGACUUUGUUGUUGCAAUGUCCAAACGGGAAAUCCGCAUUGGGAAUACUAUGAUCGAGUACAGUGGAUCCGACAAUGUCGUGGAAAGAAUUAACUCCACAGAUCGCAUUGAACAAGAACUUUUGCUUCAGGUUUUGUCAGUGGGGAAGUUAUACAACCCUGACGUGCGCUAUUCUUUCAAUAUUCCAAUUGAUGAUAAGCCUCAGCAGUUUUACUGGAACAGUCAUGGACCAUGGCAGCCGUGCAGCAGACCCUGCCAAGGGGAGCGGAAGCGCAAGCCUGUGUGCACGAGGGAAUCUGAUCAGCUUCCCGUUUCUGAUCAGAGAUGCGAUCGGCUGCCCCAGCCGGGACCCGUUACUGAAGCCUGUGGCACAGACUGUGACCUGAGGUGGCACGUUGGGAGCAGGAGUGAGUGUAGUGCCCAGUGUGGCUUGGGUUAUCGCACCUUAGACAUCUACUGUGCCAAAUACAGCAGGCUGGAUGGGAAGACCGAGAAGGUUGAUGACAGUUUUUGCAGCAGUCACCCCAAACCAAGCAACCGGGAAAAAUGCUCAGGAGAAUGUAACACGGGUGGAUGGCGCUAUUCAGCUUGGACUGAUUGUUCUAAAAGCUGUGAUGGUGGAAUUCAGAGGAGAAGGGCUAUCUGUGUCAAUACGCGAAAUGAUGUGCUGGAGGACAGCAAAUGCAUGCAUCAGGAGAAAGUCACCGUUCAGAGGUGCAAUGAGUUCUCUUGUCCGCAGUGGAAAUCAGGAGAAUGGUCAGAGUGCUUGGUCACCUGUGGAAAAGGACAUAAGCACCGCCAAGUCUGGUGUCAGUUUGGCGAAGAUCGAUUAAACGAUAGAAGCUGUGACCCUGAGGCCAAGCCAGCCUCCACACAGACUUGUCAGCAGCCGGAAUGUGCGUCCUGGCAGGCGGGACCCUGGGGACAGUGCAGCGUCACCUGUGGACAGGGAUACCAGCUCAGGGCAGUGAAGUGCGUCAUUGGGACUUACAUGUCAGUAGUGGAUGACAAUGACUGCAGUGCAGCAGCAAGACCAACGGAUAGCCAGGACUGUGAAUUACCAUCUUGUCACCCUCCUCCAGCUGCCCCAGAACCAAGGAGAAGCACACACGGUGUGCCAAGAACUCAGUGGCGAUUUGGGUCUUGGACUCCAUGCUCAGCUACUUGUGGAAAAGGGACCCGAAUGAGAUAUGUCAGCUGCCGAGAUGAGGAUGGCUCUGUGGCUGAUGAGAGUGCCUGUGCUACCCUGCCCAGACCAGUGGCCAAGGAGGAAUGUUCUGUGACACCCUGUGGGCAGUGGAAGGCUUUGGACUGGAGUGCUUGUUCUGUGACUUGCGGGCAAGGUAGGACAACCCGGCAAGUGGUGUGUGUCAACUACAGUGACCAGGUGAUCGAUCAGAGCGAGUGUGACCAAGAUUACAUCCCAGAAACCGACCAAGACUGUUCCAUGUCGCCAUGCCCGCAACGGACCCCAGACAUGAGCUUAGCCCAGCAUCCUUUCCAAAAUGAGAACUAUCGUCCCAGGAGCCCGGGCCCCAGCCGCACCCACGUGCUCGGUGGACACCAGUGGAGAACUGGCCCCUGGGGAGCAUGUUCCAGUACCUGUGCUGGUGGAUCGCAGCGGCGUGUUGUUGUAUGUCAGGAUGAAAACGGAUAUCCAGCCACUGACUGCGUGGAGAGAAUCAAACCUGAUGAGCAAAGAGCCUGUGAAUCCGGACCUUGUCCUCACUGGGCUUACGGCAGCUGGGGAGAGUGUACUAAGCUGUGUGGCGGAGGCACGCGAACAAGACUGGUGGUCUGUCAGCGGUCCAAUGGUGAACGCUUUCCAGACUUGAGCUGUGAAAUCCUUGAUAAGCCUCCUGACCGUGAGCAGUGUAACACACAUGCUUGUCUGCAAGACGCUGCAUGGAGUACUGGCCCUUGGAGCUCGUGUUCUGUCUCUUGUGGUCGGGGGCAUAAACAACGAAAUGUUUACUGCUUGGCAAAAGAUGGAAGCCAUUUAGAAAGUGAUUACUGUAAACACCUGGCUAAGCCACAAGGGCACAGAAAGUGCCGAGGAGGACGAUGCCCCAAGUGGAAGGCUGGCGCCUGGAGUCAGUGCUCCGAGUCCUGCGGCCAAGGCAUGCAGCAGAGGCGUGUGAGCUGUCAGAUUGGAACACACAAAACAGCCAGAGAGACUGAGUGCAACCCGCACACGAGACCGGCGUCAGAGCGUGCCUGCCAAGGAUCGCCAUGUCCACUCUACACUUGGAGGGCAGAGCAGUGGCAAGAAUGUACCAAGACCUGCGGUGAAGGCUCCCGGUACCGGAAGGUGGUGUGUGUGGAUGACGGCAAAGGCGAGGUUCACAGUGCGCACUGCGACCCAGGCAGGCGGCCUGCUGACCGGGAGAGCUGCAGCUUGCCACCCUGCGAGUACGUCUGGAUCACCGGAGAGUGGUCAGAGUGCUCAGUGACCUGUGGAAAGGGCUACAAACAAAGGCUGGUGUCAUGCAGCGAGAUUUACACGGGCAAGGAGAAUUACGAGUACAGCUACCAGACGGCCGUCAACUGCCCGGGCACGCAGCCUCCCAGCGUCCAGCCCUGCUACCUGAGGGAGUGUCCCGUCUCAGCUUCCUGGAGAGUGGGCAGCUGGGCCAGCUGCUCUGUGUCUUGCGGAGUGGGAGUGAUGCAGAGAUCUGUGCAGUGUUUGACCAACGAGGACCAACCCAGCCACUUGUGCCCCACUGAUCAGAAGCCAGAAGAACGCAAAACUUGCCACAAUACCUAUAACUGUGAGCUUCCGCAGGACUGCAAGGAGGUGAAAAGGCUCCAAGGAGCCAGUGAGGAUGGGGAGUAUUUCCUCAUUAUUCAAGGGAAGCCCCUCAAGAUCUUCUGUGCAGGGAUGCUGUCGGACCACCCCAAGGAAUACGUGACGCUGGUUCAAGGUGACUCUGAGAAUUUCUCUGAGGUUUAUGGGCAUAGGUUGCACAAUCCGACAGAAUGUCCCUACAAUGGGAGCCGACGUGAUGACUGCCAGUGUCGGAAGGACUACACAGCAGCAGGGUUUUCCAGCUUCCAGAAAAUCCGAAUUGACCUGACCACUAUGCACAUCAUAACCACGGACUUGCAGUUUGCCAGGACAAGCGAAGGACAUCCUGUCCCUUUUGCCACGGCUGGGGACUGUUAUAGCGCUGCCAAGUGCCCACAGGGUCGCUUUAGCAUCAACCUCUACGGGACUGGCCUGUCGUUAACUGAAUCAGCCAGGUGGAUUUCCCAAGGGAACUACGCCGUCUCGGACAUUAAGAAGUCCCCGGAUGGUACCCGAGUCAUAGGGAAAUGUGGUGGUUACUGUGGAAAAUGCACUCCGUCCUCUGGUACUGGCCUGGAGGUGCGAGUUCUAUAGCUAAGGUGCUCAUCAGAGGAAGCCAUUAUGGGAUGGAUGAAGGAUCGUAAUGCAAUACCUCCACCUUACAUGUGGGUGCCUGUGUGUGAGAGUUCUUGUACACGUGUGUGUGAGUGUGUGUGUAUGUGUACAUAUGCAUAUAUAUAUAUAAAAAUAUAAAUAUAGACAGGUUGAGCAUCCGUAAAUCCAAAGUGUUCCCAGUUUGGCAACUUUCUGAGCAACCCACAUGAUGCCACAAAUGGAAAAUUCCACACUAUGAGCUUUUCGUUGCAGAAAUAAAGCCUACAAAAAGAGCGUAGAAAACCACCAUCCAGUACCCGCCCAACAUGAACGAGCUUUGUGUCUGACCUGAGUCAGCCAGCUAUCUCAUUAGCUAUGCAUG
This is a messenger RNA of Ochotona princeps (American pika), 6562 nucleotides long. RefSeq names its product ADAM metallopeptidase with thrombospondin type 1 motif 9 (gene ADAMTS9). Gene Ontology annotation, molecular function: zinc ion binding; metalloendopeptidase activity. The transcript has 40 exons. Gene Ontology annotation, cellular component: extracellular matrix. Bases 382 to 6180 code for a protein of 1932 amino acids. NCBI's taxonomy places the organism in Eukaryota, Metazoa, Chordata, Mammalia, Lagomorpha, Ochotonidae. Gene Ontology annotation, biological process: extracellular matrix organization; proteolysis. The record is from RefSeq and is a predicted model, not a curated record.